Molecule: messenger RNA, 513 nt
Organism: Linum tenue
Lineage: Eukaryota; Viridiplantae; Streptophyta; Magnoliopsida; Malpighiales; Linaceae
Source: the annotation of a GenBank genome assembly
AUGCCCGGUGAGCCACCAACCUUCCGAUUGACCGAAAUCAGGCCACCCCAGCCCAACAACAAAAACGACAAUUUAGUAUUUACAGCAGGUCGGGUGGAAACUGGCGUAUCUGGCAGAGACGAUCGGCGUGGAAUUCAAAUUCCGAGGGUUUGUGGCCAACAACUUGUCAUAUCUGGAGCUAGAGAUGCUGGAUUUGUGCCCGAUCGACGUGGAGGCAAUGGCGUAGAACUCGGUGUUCGAGCUCCACCACCUCCUUGGCCGGAGCGCCGGGAUGAACAAGGUGCUGUCGAAAAUCGAGGUGAUGAAGCCGACGAUCGUGAGUUCGUGACGGUGGUGGAGCAGGAAGCGAAUCGCAAUGGACCGGUGUUCGUGGACAGGUUCAUGGACGCGUUGCAGUACUACUCAAGCCUAUUCAACUCGCUAGAAGGGUCAUCGUGGUCGUCGCAACCGGCGAGUCAGAAUGUGGUGAUGUCGGAGAUGACAAUUAAUUUAUCAUAUUAUUUAUUUUUGUAA